UACACGUACGGACAUUUUCGUAGUUGUCAAACUAAUAUUAAAUUGUUUUUUAGUAUACUAUAUAAAAUUCGAAAUAUUGAUUAGUGUGGAUCUUAUUAUAGUGAUUCGUUCCAGUUUUCAUAUGCUUUUUUAAAACUUAAAAAGGCUCGCAUAUGAAUUUGGGGCUAUUCAACCGUAUGAAUUUAAAAGAGAGUAGCGAGAACAAAGGAAUGUACUCAGAAUGGACUUCCUUAAGCUUAUCCAACGAUCAAGAAAACAAUAGUGUUUUAGAAAAAUUUGAACUAACUAUAAGCAAAGAAAUAACUACUAACCUCGUACGCCAACUAGCAAGUAAUUUAGGAAUAACCCAACCCCCCGAACAGAGCUCAUUAACAACAGAUAAAGACGUACAAUGGUGUAUGGAAGUGAUUUGUUACGGACUUUCUUUACCUUUAACCGAACAUGAAGCUAUCAAAGAUUGUGUUAAUAUUUAUUGUGAAUGGCUCACUACGCUUUUACCAAAUCCGAAAAUAUGUGUUCCCAAGCCUCUUCUAGACGAUCCAAACAUAUAUUGUAGAAAAAUAAUAGGACAUUUACGUUAUUUGUUUAUUCCAAGAAAAGGAGAAAGUUUUGAUAUAAUACAUAGACAAGCAGUGUUAUGUCAUCGAGUACUAAGAACUUUACAACAAAUUGCUCACGAAUCUAAAAUAUUAGAAACAGUUACAUGGGAAAUUCUAUUAUUAUUUUUAUUGGAUAUUAAUCAUACAUUAUUGUCUCCACCUUCAGUUAAAGACGACAUUGCAGAUCAGUUGUGCGAGAGAGUUUUGAGCGUUCUUUUUGAGAUAUGGUUAAUAGCUUGUACGCAAUGUUUUCCAUCUCCACCUUUAUGGAAAACGUUAAAAGAAUCGUGUAUGAAUUGGAGACAUAGAGUUGCGCUUAUCGAACAGUGGAAUAGAGUUAAUCUUGCUCUUACAUCUAAAAUAUUAUUAUUUAUGUACGGUCCAACGUUUCCAGAAUUAAAAAUCGGUGAAGAUGAUUUGAUACCACUGGGUAUGACGAAUGAUUGUGUAGCGCAAAGUUGGUACAGGUUUUUGAAUGUAAUAGGAAAUCCUGUUAGUUUAACCAAACCUAAGGUUAUUAGUCAAACGGAGAAGUUUCUUCAAUUCGCUAUAAGUACCGAAGGUUUAGUAGAUCCUUGUCAACAUCCUUGUUUACAAAAUUUGCCCCUAAUUUUUUUGAAAGCCGUUAAGGGAAUAGCCGGACAAGUCGACGCGUUUUUAGGUAUUGCACAACUUAUUUGGUGGGACAUUGUGGUAACAGGUGCCGGUACUGACAAGAUCAAAGAAGCACCUCCUCCAAUCACUCAUUCUCCUACACCAUCUAGUCAACGUCGGUUAGCUAAAAGUUUCAGUGUCACACCAUCUUCUGUUAAGGGUGUUCCGAAAUCUACUUUGAUAGGACUCACUACGAGUCGAAGUUCAGCCGUGUCUACUUUGAAUUCCGGUCCAACCUCUACUUCCAGUACGAGUUCAUUAAGUUCGUUCGGAGGCAACGAAUCGAAAAUAUCGUUAGCUCCCGGUAGGGCUAAAUGCAACACGUUGUUGCACCUAUUCGGCGAAUGGCUUUUCGAAGCGGCUUUCAUCGGCUGCGACCUAUCGCAAAGUGAGUCGACAUUUUUCUCAGUGUAUCUACCGAUAUUUAACCGUCGAUUUUUCCGUACAGGAGACUCGAAACGCCCCAAUUCGGUAACCAUAGAUGGCAAAUCGUUCCAACAACCCGUAAUCGAUACGAACGAACUACCGAGUUGUUUGACCAUAGACAAAUACGAAAGCGGUAGAGCGGAAGCUCUGGGCGCUCUAUGCCGAAUUGUGUGCGCCAAAAAAACCGGCGAGGAAAUUCUGCCGGUGUAUUUGGCGAGGUUUUACGUGGCCGUUUCGCAGGGUUUGAGGGUGCAGGCUAAUAGAGAAUGCGGCGAAUGUGCGGCCGCCGUUCUGUUGAAUUCGAUUAAUUUGUUUCAUAUCGAUCUCGACGGGGUGAGGAUUUUGUUGCCCUCGUUCGUAUCAGCUUUGGAGGUCAUUUUACCGGAAAAAGAUAUGAAAUUCAACAAUAAUAUCAAUAGGAUCGAAUUGAGGAAAUCCUCCAUACAGAUAUUAUUGUCCAUAUUGGUAUUGCCGUUACAUUUUCAAAACGUUAACAUCAAGGAACUUAUAAAUGCAGGUUCCAACGACAAAUCCGUCAAUUUUUUGCAAUUAAAACCGAAACUGAUGAACCUUUUAAUGAACGCCUUACAAAUUGAAACCGAUUCCCAGAAUACUCACAUGUUAUUAGGGGGUUUGUUUUUGUGCGUCCAAGAUUCGGCCAUUUUCGAAAAAGUUGAACAAGUCACGCAAAAUUCGACCGAAUGUUCGAAUUUAUUGAGUUCUGCUUCUGAUACGGCAAGUAUGGUGAGCAUGGCUAGCAGUGAUCGUUCCACAACACCCGAUCAGUUUGGUUUCAAUGAUAAUGAUCCGCUAUUGUUACCUUUAGAUUCUGCGCACGCGCUUUUCGUUAGAGCGACAUAUCUCGUAUGUCACCGUUUAAUUUCAUCGUGGAAAACCGAUUUGAACGUUUCUUUAGCAGCUUUAGAACUUUUAUCCGGCUUAGCUCGAAUCCACAUCAAAGGAUCAGAUGCCAUGGAAUGCAAAAGGGCGGUAAAAUGGUUGUGCGAUUAUAUUAUUUCUCAAUGUUCCCGACCACCUCAAGCCCAUUCCAAAGAUUUACAUUCGACCAUCGUCGCCGCGUUCCAGUGCUGUUCCGUUUGGUUGUUAGAACAUCCUUAUUUACUUCGCGAUAAGGAUUGUUUAACGACUGUAUUGGAAGUCGCCGAAUUGGGAAUAUCCGGUACUAAAUCAGUGGGCAAACCCGGCGAACCGAUCAAAAUGAAGGAAGAGAAAGAUCUGAAACCGGCUUCGAUGAGGGUUAGAGACGCCGCCGAAAAUCUAUUGACUUGUAUAUUGGAACAAGUGUCGUAUUUUCCCAGCGAAUGCGGACCGGAAUCGGUGUCGUCGCUAUUGGACGAAUUGUCGUUAUUGAAACAUUGCAAUUCGUGGCCCACCGCUUGCAACGACCAAUCGGCGGCCGUGGAAAAAUUCAGAUACUUCAUAACCGAAGGAUCCGUCAUGGUGGCGCUGCUGGAAGAACCGUUAGGAAACGACCAGGAUCCUCAACCGACGGUGACUCUAUUGGUUCGCGGACCUUUCGGACGCCACGCGUGGACUAUGCAACUACGACAUUUACCCAGGCAUAAAUCGGGAACGCAGCACCACGUGCACAACGCGUGGCGGCCUGUUGCGAUGCAAGAAACUCCGUUAAAACCGGCGGCGAAACAGAAAUAUUUCCCCGACGGGGUAGAUAGAGUUUUGCAAUGUAAAGUUGAUUUUUCAAUACCGACUUUGGAUUCAGUAUUAUCGGAAAACGAAAUAAAAAAAGAUAUUGAUUUGAUCAAUAUGUUGGUUAAUAAACAAGUUUUACAGGAAAACAACAUAAAUCAGUCUCGUUCCGAAUCGAAUUUAAUUGAAUAUUCGCCGCCCCCUGUAUGUCAUGAAUUCCAAACGGCUCGUUUGUUCCUGUCCUAUUUCGGUCUGCUAUCAUUGGAGGAAUCGGAGAACAAAGAAGACGACAGUAGCCAUUUAUCAGUUAUAGAUAGUAGCGCUAAUGAAUUCUGUAAAGAUCUACUGAUGUUAGAUAAUAUGAGUCCGAGAACUUGUGAUACCGUUCAUUUAUUUUAUGUAAAAUCGCGACAGACCAGCGCUCAAGAUAUAAUCAACAAUAUUUCAAACGAAAACUCAAUUUCCACUUAUUUUUGGGAAUUUGUACACACUUUAGGGUGGGCAGUAGAAGUUGGCAGUCAUCCAGGAUGGACCGGUCACGUAUCAACUAGUUGGAAGAUAUCGCCGAAUAAUGAUACCGAAGAAGUGGAAAAACGAACUUCGUACGACGGUUCGACUCACGUACUUUAUUGGGCCGAUGCUUGUUCGGAAAUAGCUUUCGUUAUUCCUUCCCAAUGUAAAUCCGAGUCCGAUUUGGGGCGCGGUUUCGAUUCAAUUUCAGCUUGGAACGAAAAGAAUUUAUCGGAAAAAAGAAUUUCGAGUUUGGAUUUGGAAAAACCUAAAAGAACUUCCCAUAAAUCCAUACUGCAUCCUCAUACCAAUACUAAAAUAAUGGUUGUAUGGUUGGAAAGCUUCGAAGACCAUUUGACGUUACCUAUAGAUGAAUUGCUUUUAUCUAUGGAUACCGGUUUGGAAACUGAUGGUAAAGAAAGUACCAGUGAUGUUUUGGUAAUAUUUUUGCAUUUAUUAUCAACGGGAUUACUUAGGGUGCACAUACAAGGACCUACUGGUCGUGUAGGUCUAGCUUCACCACUAAUAGACGGUAUGGUAGUUAGUAGAAGGGCGUUAGGACCUCUAGUGCGACAUACCGCUCUAAAUAUGGCUAGAAGAAGAAGAUUAGAUUCUGAAAGUUAUCAACCACCGCAUCUUAGAAGAAGAUUAAAAAUUCAAGAAAUCGGACAAAAAUAUAAAAUUGAAAUGAAUACACCUGAAUUACUCACUUAUCUAUUUAGUAGUACUUAAGUUUAAUGUAAUUUCAUAAUAAUUGUAAAAUAAAAUUAAUUUUUAAACUU
Diorhabda carinulata is the source of this 4639-nucleotide messenger RNA. Its product is annotated as ral GTPase-activating protein subunit beta. Lineage: Eukaryota; Metazoa; Arthropoda; Insecta; Coleoptera; Chrysomelidae. The transcript has 22 exons. The record is from RefSeq and is a predicted model, not a curated record. Gene Ontology annotation, molecular function: GTPase activator activity. The coding region runs from base 153 to 4589 and encodes 1478 amino acids. Gene Ontology annotation, biological process: regulation of small GTPase mediated signal transduction; activation of GTPase activity.